AUGAGUGCCAAAUAUAAUCCAAACGCGACCGCGUUCAUUCCUUCAAAACAAUCAUUUCCAACCUCUGGUUCACAGGCAAAGCAACAAAAGUCUAACCCAAAUACAUCAUCUCAUACAGCUCCACCUCCAACUCAAGGAAAGCGUGGUAAUAGCUCAGGUGCAUCUAAAUCUUCUGGUAGACCAAGAGAAGUCAAGAACACAUCCAAUACGAGAAAGUACAGUUCAGGUUCAGAUGGUGGUGCCCAUGAUGAUUUUGGUUUCAAUAUAGAGGAUGAGGUUAUGUCCGGUCAAUUCAAGGCAAGAGGUAGAAGAGGUCAAAUCUCCAUCAACCACUUGUUGGAAUUCUCAUUGCCUUCUCGUGAUUUAGAAAAUGAUAAGCUAUCAAGAGCUCCAUUGCCUAGAAGAAGAAGAAAAUCUAAUCAAGAAGAUAAAAUACAUCUUAGAGGUGAAGAGUUCGUUAAUGCAAAUUAUAAGUUUAUUGUUGAUUAUAGACUGGAUUAUAAAGGCCAAACUUUAGAUCCAAACUUGAUUCUAUCAAAUGAAGCCAUAUUAAGAGUUAUAGUACCAAAGGGAAAUUAUUGUCCUAUUUGUUUAACUGAAGAUAUUGUUGCUCCCAGAAUGAUUUCUUGUGGUCACAUUUUUUGUCACACUUGUUUGUUGAGUUUUUUGGAGUCUGAAGGCAUAAAAAAGAAGGAAUUUUCCUUGAAUAAGCAUAAAGAAUGUCCAUUAUGUGCAUUUUCUGUUAAACCUGAUCAGAUUAAACCUGUGAUUAUAAAUCAAACAGAUGAAAGAUUCGAAACUCCACAAAUUGGUCAAGAUGUUAUAUUACGUUUGAUGGCUAAACCGAUUGAAAAUAUUUUGCCAAUUCCAUUUGGUUUGAAUUUGAAUCAUCAAAAAGUUGGUAAUAUUCCAUGGUAUUCUGAUACAGAAUUAUAUCCAUAUGCCAGAAUAAUGAAAGGUGGAUUGAAGUUCCUCGUGGAGUGCUAUGAAGCCGACAAGACCGCCAUUCUCAAACAGUAUGAGGAAGAUAAGUUACUUUAUGAUGAUGAUGGUGUUUAUGCCAAAAAGGCUUUAAAAGACAUUGAGUUCCAUUUGAAGUUAUACAAAGAAGGUUUCGGUAACAAUUACAAUGAACCUAACCCAUUAGUAACAUCAAUGGAUAACUUAUCAGUCAAUAAGAAUAAUAGUGGAUUAAAUGAUUCAAACUGUUAUUUCUUCUAUCAAACUGCUUUCAAUUCCCCGACAAGAUAUUUCUUAUCACCUUUGGAUGUUAAAGUUUUAUUGUACACUUAUGGCACAUAUGAUAGUUUCCCAUCUACGUUGUUAUUAAAAGUUGAUAAUAUCAAUUAUGGUCAUAUGGUUACAGAGAGUACAUUAAAAAAGUAUAAAUAUUUUGGUCAUUUACCUUUUGGUACAGAAUUUGCUUUCAUUGAUGUAAAUUGGAAAAACAUGUUGGCACCAGAAGUUUACAGAGUUUUCGCCAAAGAAUUAAAUGAGAGAAGAAAAAAGAUUUUAACUAAAUUGAAAAAAGAAGAUCGUGCUAAAAAGUCAUUUGAUGUUCAACAAGAGUUGAAAACUUUAGAUUUUUAUAAAACUGAAAAUGAAGGUUGGGGUAUCUAUGAUUUUAGUUCUCAAGAAAACAUUGCAGCUUCUGAAGAACCUCCAUUGCAUCCAUUAGGAGAUGAAGAGAUUGCAAAUGAAAAUGUUGACUCUACAGAACAGGAGAAUAAGGAGAAUCCUGAUAGUUAUUUAACAACGGUUUGGGGUACAAAGAUUCCAAAAGGUGAAAAAGUGAUCACCAAAGAUGAUUAUAUUGAAGAUGAUUGGAAUACAGAAGAGCUUAUAAGGUUAGCCAAAGAAGAGAAGAAGGACAAUCCAAAGAAGAAGGGUCGUAAGAAGAAACUAGUUGUUUUAACUUCCUCAAGUGGUCGUGGAAUAUAA
Molecule: messenger RNA, 1941 nt
Organism: Hansenula anomala
Lineage: Eukaryota; Fungi; Ascomycota; Saccharomycetes; Phaffomycetales; Wickerhamomycetaceae
Gene: MAG2
Product: RING-type E3 ubiquitin transferase MAG2
Exons: 1
Coding region: 1-1941 (646 amino acids)
Biological process (GO): positive regulation of transcription by RNA polymerase II
Molecular function (GO): metal ion binding; transcription cis-regulatory region binding
Source: RefSeq, a predicted model, not a curated record